Molecule: messenger RNA, 1907 nt
Organism: Pecten maximus
Lineage: Eukaryota; Metazoa; Mollusca; Bivalvia; Pectinida; Pectinidae
Exons: 4
Coding region: 392-907 (171 amino acids)
Source: RefSeq, a predicted model, not a curated record
UUUUUUUUUUUUUUCUAAAUCCGUAACCUAAGUACAUUUGUACAUGUAAUAACAAUCCGAUCAGGUAUAUGUAAGUAUACGCCGGUGUAUUCCUGUAAUACGCCCAGACAUGCCUUAAAUACUCUCAUCUAUUGGUUUGCUGUGUGUGAGUUCGUGACUUGGUAUACUACAUUUACUAUUGACAAUAACCCUUUAUUGUAACUUUAAACCGUAAUCCCCCUGCCAGGUAUGACGUAGGGUAAACAUUUAAACACAGGUUGAAAAAAAAUGGCGCAUUUAAUGCUGGCUGUGUUCGUCGUGUUUCUUCAAAUCCUUGGUGUUGGGGGUGACAGUGAGAUUUGUUACGAGACAACUUUCCUCGGCUACAGGAGUUACUUCGCCUACUGUGACUAUGGAUGCUGUGGGAACGAGUAUAAUCGGGAGUGUUGUGACCAACGAGGACGAUGGCCUGGUUGGCAUCAUCAUCGGCUGUAUCAUCGGUGGACUCAUCUUCCUUGGUCUAACGGUAUCCUGUAUUGUGUGUCUUGUUUGUAUGUCAAUCAAAAGUCAAGGUAACAGGGGACGUGUCAUUGCUCCACUUCCUCAACAACAGAGAAAUUCCAAUGUGGCGUUUGUAAGCACCCAUACGAACUGGACGAAUAGCUCCUAUCCGACACAGCAACAGACAGCGGGGUAUCCAAUGGGUUAUACACAAUAUACAAGGCCCACGGGAAACUUUCCACAACCACCAGCCUACGAAGAACGUGCCACCCCUGGCACGGCACCCCCAGAGUACCCUGAGCCGUCGGAGUUAUACCGGUCACACAAUCAUCUUCAGCCGUUAGAGGGCGCUAGUACUUCCGCGGAACAAAUUCCGGCAGCACUUCCGCCUAUUGCACACACAGGCAUGGAUACCUCUAAAGUGUAAAGUAAAUAAAACAUGGGAUGUUUAAAAAAAAUCUGUUAACGUCACAAAUGACUGCAACGAUGGUGAAUGGGUAUUUUAACGUGUAAAAUGGCCGAAACACAGAUAAAUGUGUGAAUGUUGGCCAAUAAGAUACUUAUUCAUGUCAAACGAAUUUUUUUUUCGUUUAUUUUAAACAGGAAAAACAAAGUUUUACAGGAAACAAGAUAUACAGGAAACAAGAUAUAUUUUAUAGUAUCUUAUUACAUGUUGGUGUUUUUUUCACACACAAAAAAGACAACCACAAAAACGACAGCAGCGCAGAAGUAAAUUGUGAAAAUAUACGUUCCUGAUUGUGACGUCACAUACCCUGAUAUUUCUGACUGUGAUGUAAUACAUUCGUGUAAUAUAUAUAAGGCCUAUUGAUGUGUCUACUUUUUGAGGAUACAAAUUAAGUAUGUGUUUUGUGUUAUUCAUAUCGAGCCAUAAAAUAUUAUGGCUGUAUUGUUAUUACUUUACUUGCAUGACAACUAUUACGUCUAGAGACCCUUCGAUAUUCCACUGUCUGGUGACGUAGACAGACGCAUUUCUGUGAUAUUAAUACCGCUUCCAUUCAAUAUUCUGUCAUGUUGACAACGUUUUAAUUGGUGUAUUUAUAAAUGUUUUUAGCCUGUCAUUGUCACAGCCAUGAAAUAUUAUUUCAUUUAUUUAAAACCCCUUAAAUACCCCCUCCCUCCUUCAGCUCCCCUCCCUCCCUUAACACCCCUCUCUCCUUCAGCUCCAAUCUUUCCUAUAACACCCUCCCUCCUUCAGCUCCUUCACUCCUUUAGAGCUCCUUCCUUCCUUUAACGCACCCUCAACACUUCAGCGCCCCUUCCGUCGAUCUCUUUUUAGCGCCCCCUCCUUCCUUCAAAGCCCGCCGUGGUCGAGUGGUUAAGGUGUCCCGACACUUUAUCACUAGCCCUCCACCUCUGGGCUGCGAGUUCGAAACCUACGUGGGGCUGUUGCCAGGUACUGACUGUAG